Chenopodium quinoa (quinoa) is the source of this 4546-nucleotide messenger RNA. Its product is annotated as tubulin-folding cofactor D-like. The record is from RefSeq and is a predicted model, not a curated record. NCBI's taxonomy places the organism in Eukaryota, Viridiplantae, Streptophyta, Magnoliopsida, Caryophyllales, Amaranthaceae. The transcript is spliced from 17 exons. Bases 441 to 4268 code for a protein of 1275 amino acids. Gene Ontology annotation, molecular function: GTPase activator activity; beta-tubulin binding. Gene Ontology annotation, biological process: post-chaperonin tubulin folding pathway; microtubule cytoskeleton organization; tubulin complex assembly.
AAGUGACUGAAAUCGAGUUAUAUUUUGUAGUUUAUUUUUUUGUUGAAUUUGACUCAUUAUUUUUGUCCAAUCUUAUGUCAUUUAAACCUCCCUUAUAUUCACUAAAAUUUUUGUUAACUAGGCUCAAUUUUUUCCUAUAGGUGUUAUUGGCGUGGCGGACAGAAGCAAAACAAACCUUUCUAACCACGACAUAUUUCGAGAAUUGUUAACUCAAAGUCUUUCAAUCCAAAGUUUCAAACCGAUUGCAUAGCACAUAACCCAAAAUUUCAAACAUAUCGGCCUCAGACAUGACCUGAACCGAAUCAACCUUAAUCGUACCCAUUUCAAGUUUUCAACCACCCAAUCAUUCACUCUAAUAUUAGGAACACUAAAGCCCAAUAAAAUUAUAAACUCACUAUCAAGUGUGUAACUGGUGGCGGGAAACAGAAACACGAGAAAAAAUGGUGGUGAUGGAAGAUACAACAGCAGCAAAGCUUGACAACAAUGGCGAAGAAGUUGCAAAUGAGAAGGUUGAAGAAGAUGACGAACACGAUUGCAAAGAAAGGGUUUUGCAAAAGUACUUCCUUCAAGAAUGGAAUGUCGUCAAAUCCAUUCUCGACGACAUCGUUUCCGCUGGUCGUGUCACCGAUCUUUCUUCUGCUUACAAGAUCCGCUCCAUUAUGGACAAGUAUCAGGAGGAAGGACAACUAUUGGAGCCUUACCUUGAAAGCAUAGUUUCUCCUUUGAUGUUCAUCAUCCGUUCUAAGAUAAUUGAACUAGGAACAGAGUCUGACGAGAUUCUUGAAGUGGUCAAGCCUGUUUGCAUAAUAAUCUACACAUUAGUUACUGUUUGUGGAUACAAGGCUGUUACCAAGUUUUUCCCGCAUCAGGUUUCUGACUUAGAACUUGCUGUAUCUCUCCUAGAGAAGUGCCACUCUUCAAAUACGACAACAUCCCUGCGCCAUGAAAGCACUGGAGAGAUGGAAGCAAAAUGUGUUAUACUAUUGUGGCUAUCUAUUCUUGUUCUGGUUCCGUUUGACAUAUCUUCAGUUGACACAAGUAUUGCACAAACUGGCCAUUUAAAAGGAGAUGAGCCAUCACCCCUGGUACUUAGGAUAUUGGAGUUCUGCAAGGAUUAUCUUUCAAAUGCAGGCCCCAUGCGUACCAUUUCUGGCUUGCUACUCUCAAGACUUUUGACACGCCCUGAUAUGCUGAAGGCUUUUAUCAGCUUCACUGAAUGGACCCAUGAAGUAUUGUCUCUGUCAUCUGAUAAUGUCAUGGAGCAUUUCCGUUUGCUUGGUGCUGUGGAAGCUUUGGCUGCCAUUUUAAAGGCUGGUAGCAGAAAAGUCCUACUUGAUGUGGUUCCCAUUGUCUGGAAUGAUGUAUCUGCCUUGAUGAAGUCCAGUGUGGCAGGGAGAAGCCCUUUGCUUCGCAAGUAUCUUGUAAAGCUAACUCAGCGUAUAGGUCUUGUUUGCCUUCCUCAUCGUUCUCUAUCUUGGCAUUAUAAGGGUAAAGUCGCAUCACUGGGACAGGAUCUAUUAACCAAUGAUGUGAAAGGAACAGAUCACUGCUGUGAUGGUGCUGAUAUGAAAUCAUCCAGUAUAGAUCAAAGCAUGAACAGUGAAGAAGAUGAAGGCAUGGAUGUUCCAGAACUUGUAGAAGAGAUUAUUGAAGUGCUACUGACUGGCUUGAAAGAUACGGACACUGUUGUCCGUUGGUCUGCAGCGAAAGGUAUUGGCCGUGUGACCUCACGUCUCACAUUUUCCCUCUCUGAUGAAGUCCUUUCAUCUGUGCUGGAGUUAUUUUCACCUCGUGAGGGAGAUGGUUCAUGGCAUGGAGGCUGCCUGGCUUUAGCUGAACUUGCUCGUCGGGGGUUGCUGUUGCCAAUUAGUCUUCCAAAAGUUGUCAAUGUUGUUGUUAAGGCACUGCAUUAUGAUGUUCGAAGGGGCCCACAUAGUGUUGGGGCUCAUGUUCGCGAUGCUGCUGCUUAUGUUUGUUGGGCAUUUGGUCGUGCAUACUACCAUGCUGACAUGAGAAGCAUACUGGAACAACUUGCUCCUCAUCUGUUGACAGUUGCUUGUUAUGACCGUGAGGUGAACUGUAGAAGAGCAGCUGCAGCAGCCUUUCAGGAAAAUGUUGGAAGACAAGGAAAUUACCCGCAUGGUAUUGACAUUGUGAAUACUGCUGAUUACUUUGCUCUUUCAUCACGUGCAAACUCAUAUCUAAAUGUGGCCGUUGGCAUUGCUAAGUAUGACGGGUAUCUUUACCCUUUUGUGGAUGAACUGAUAAAUAGCAAAACGUGUCACUGGGAUAAAGGCUUAAGGGAACUAGCUGCUAAAGCCCUUUCUGCCCUUGUAAGUUAUGAUCCAGAGCAUUUUGCAAACUCUGUCCUAGGGAAAAUAAUACCGAGCACACUAUCAACUGAUUUGUGCAUGCGCCAUGGUGCAACAUUAGCAGCUGGAGAAGUUGUUUUGGCUCUACAUAAGCUCAAUCAUACCCAUUCUGCUGAUAAGCAGAAACAACUUGCUGGCCUUGUCCCUGCUAUUGAAAAAGCACGUCUUUAUCGUGGAAAGGGUGGAGAAAUAAUGCGUGCAGCUGUUUCUCGGUUCAUUGAGUGCUCCUCUUUGGCCCAUAUACAAUUACCAGACAAAAUAAAACAAAGUUUGCUUGAAACACUCAAUGAGAAUCUAAGGCAUCCAAAUUCUCAGAUACAGAUAGCUGCUGUUGAUGCCUUGAAACACUUUGUUCCGGCUUACCUUCAACCGGAUAAUGGUAAAGGCUCUUCUGAUAUUACAUCAAAGUAUAUCGAGCAGCUGAGUGAUUCUAAUGUCGCGGUAAGACGAGGCGCUGCAUUGGCACUUGGUAUUUUACCCUGCGAAUUCCUUGCUAAAAGAUGGAAGGAUGUACUCACAAAGCUCUCAAAGUCGUGUGAAAUUGAGGAAAAUCCUGAUGAUCGGGAUGCUGAAGCACGGGUAAAUGCUGUCAAAGGUCUUGCUGCUGUAUGUGAAAGUUUGGCUGACUCAAGAGCCACAUCAUCUCUGCAUAUUAGGGAAGAUGAUAUGGCUCUUUCUCUUCUCAUUAAGAAUGAAGUUAUGAGGAGUUUGUUUAAAGCCCUUGAUGAUUAUUCAGUGGACAACAGAGGUGAUGUUGGUUCUUGGGUUCGUGAGGCUGCUAUGGUUGCCCUUGAGAGAUGCACGUAUAUACUUUGUAGAAGUGAUGCUGUAGGCGAUCAAAGAGAAAUAGAAGCAUCUUCACAAGUCUCAGAACUUGAUGCAAUCAGAAAAAACCAGGUGAACUCAUUGUUCAAUGAAGAACUAGCUAUCAAUCUAGUCGGAGGAAUUCUCAAGCAAGCUGCAGAAAAAAUGGACAAGUUGAGAGAAAUUGCUGCCAAGGUUCUUCAAAGAAUUCUUUACAACAAAACAAUAUUCAUCCCCUUCAUACCUUACAGGGAGAAGUUGGAAGAAAUUGUACCUAAUGAUGCAGAUUUGAAGUGGGGUGUAGCUACUUUCUCAUAUCCUCGUUUUAUACAAUUACUUGAGAUUAGAUGUUACAGUAGAUUUUUACUAUCUGGACUGGUUGUAGCGAUUGGUGGGUUACAAGAGUUUCUUGGAAAAGCAUCACUUGCAGCUUUAUUAGAUUAUCUGCUAGUUACCAAAGCUCAAAAUGCUGAUGAAAGAGUCUCCCGUGAACUUAAUCUUUCCACAGACAUACUUUGGGUCCUGCAGGAAUAUAAAAGAUGUGAUAGAGUCAUCACACCAACUAUGAAGACUAUAGAGAUUCUUUUCAGUAAAAAGUUCUUCCUGAGCAUGGAGGCCCAUACAGCAACUUUCUGUGCAGGAUUGUUGGAUUCAAUUAAAGUAGAGCUGAGGGCAUGCAAAGACUUUAUGAAAUUGUAUUCAGGAAUCGCCCUACUUGGUUAUAUUGCAUCUAUUUCUGAACCUAUUAACAUGCAAGCCUUUGCCCAUCUACUCUCUUUCCUCGGGCAUCGAUAUCCAAAGAUACGGAAGGCUUCAGCUGAACAAGUGUAUCUUGUCCUACUACAAAAUGGAAAUUUGCUGCCUGAGAACCAGAUAGAGAAAGCUCUUGAACUUAUUUCUGAAACCGCUUGGGAAGGUGACUUAGAUGAGGCCAAGCAACAAAGAUUGCAAUUAUACGAGCUAGCUGGUCUGGAUCCUGGGCUGCUUCUCAAAGCCAGCUCUGGUGUGUUGAAGAGGGAUGUAGAGCAAAAACAAUCAAUUUAUGAUGAACAUGCUUCGUACUCUGCUUUAGUUGAAUCAACGGGUUUUUAGAAUGUAAUGCUCUAUUUGUUCUUCAGGUCUUCAGGAUGAGAUACAAACCCCAUGUUGCUUUUGAGGAAUUAGACGGGGUUUGAAUUUUGGAAUUUCUAUUUGUACCAGUAGGCUCGAACACGCUACACGCCUAGAUGCAGCAAAAACAACAUCCCCUUUCCAAUCUCUGGCUACCACCCUACCCAGCCAUCAUCAUCACAAAGGGAGGCAUUGCAGUUAAACUCGUAUAUCAAUUAUAUUAAUAAGUUUUAUGAUUUUUUGUUGUUAAAGGUUUUUUU